CCCACAACACAUUGCAUUCUUAUUCACACUAAGUUAAAGAAUAUAUAGUUGAUAAUAGCCUAAAGUUGAAUUUAUCACCAUGUCAUUGUCCAAUGGGACUAAACUACCUAACCCAUUUGAUCUGGAUGACUCUCAAAUCCUGGAUAAAGUUUAUCUGACCCACCUCCAUGAUGAUGACAAAUGUGACAAAGAUGUCCUUUUCCACAUUGUGUCCAAUGUUAUACUUAGGUCAAAGCUAGCAGAAAGCAGAGGUGCUAUAACCGGGUUCAAACCAGAAUUUCCCACACUGAAGCUGAUUUCUUGUCAGAUGAUAAUGACGCCUCAUGGCGAACGUUAUGUGCACCAAACAACAAUGUGGAUUCUUCAACGCCUGAAAACCUAUUCAUGGGAUGCAAAAGCACUUGUAACUCUAGCUGCUUUCGCUUUGGAAUAUGGAAAUCUUUUGUACCUCACUGAUACUUCAACAGCAGAUCAACUUGUUAACUCUUUGAAACAGCUUAAUCAAAUCCAAAACAGAAAGGUCACUGUUCCUGCUACAGAUUUGGUGGUUUUGAUAAUGGAAGUGUUUAAUCAUAUUCGUGACUGGGCCACUUGGUCUGGUGUUGGUUAUGAUACUCUUGAAGUUCCUUCUUUGUCUGAUGCAUUGCAAGACAUCCAUGUCGCUGUUUAUUGGAUAAUUGCUUCCAUUGUUGCUGCUACUGGCAACAUCAACGGUGUAUCGGACUAUAAAUUAUCAGAUUUCAAAGGGAAGCUUUCUUCGGUUGACUCUAAAUUGAAGGAACAUUUGAAACUGAGCAAAGGGCAAAUAGAUUCUGUUGAACAGAACUUGAAGCGCAAGAAAGCAAUUUCUAAUCCUAAAGAUAUUGUAGAUAUCUUGAAGAUUCUUCUCCAACGCGAUGGAGAUAAUCUGCUAAUAUAUGAUGGCAGCACCAAAUCUAAAACAAAUAUUGAAGUCUUCAAAGGGAAAUAUGUAUUGUUGUUCAUUUCAAGUCUCAACAAAGUUGAAGAUGAGAUUUUGCUUUUGAAUUAUAUCUAUGAUAGAUUGAAGGACAAUCCACAAGAAAUGAAAGGUUACAAGAAAGAGGAUUUCAAGAUUUUGUGGAUCCCUAUCUUUGAGGGCGACCAGAAGAUCAAAUUCGAUUCUUUGAAGAAUAAGAUCAAAUUUUAUGCAGUGGAGUACUUCUCUGAGUUACCAGGCAUUGGACUCAUAAGAGAAAUUUUCAAUUAUUGGGAUAAGCCUGUUGUCCCAGUAUUGAGUCCUUUAAGUGACAUAAUAAAUGAUGAUGCAAUGAACUUGAUUUUUCAAUGGGGGAUAGAUGCAUUCCCUUUUAGGAAAAAAGAUGGUGAUGAACUUGAUCAAAAAUGGAAGUGGUUUUGGGAUGUUACAAAGAGAUUAAAUCUUGGAAUACAGGUGAAAGGGGACAGAUACAUUUUCAUCUAUGGAGGUGGUGACAAAAAAUGGAUUCAAGACUUCACAAUGGCAUUGGAGAAAACAAAAAGACAUGAAGCUAUCUUAAGAGCAGAUGCAAUAAUAGAACACUAUCAUAUAGGAAAAGACGACCCCAAAAUUGUUCCUCGUUUUUGGAUCGAAAUUGAAAGUAAGACGCUAAAAAAACACCAAGAUGCUCUAGACUGUAAGAUUCAAGGUAUUGUGAAAAGCUUGCUUUGUCUCAAACAAGAUCCACAAGGUUGGGUUAUUCUCACCAAAGGCUACAAUGUCAAGCUUUUGGGUCAUGGUGAGCCUAUGUAUCAAACUUUAGCUGAUUUUGAUAUAUGGAAAGACAAAGUACUUCAAAAAGAAGGAUUUGAUAUUGCUUUCAAAGAACAUUAUGAGACUAAGAUUAAAGAAACAUAUGUUAAGCAACCAUGUGCAAUUAUUAAUGUUGAUAACAAUAUUAAUGGGAAUGUUAUAGCUACUAUAUCAUGCCCAAAUCCUACUUGUGGACGUGAGAUGGAGGUGUCGUCUGUUAAUUACAAGUGUUGUCACCGCGAUCAUGCUACACAGAAUGGCAAGAUCUGAAUCUGAGAAAGGGAAGAGGUUGCCACUGUGAUGGAGGUUACAUUUACUAUUUACUAUAUUAUAUAUUUGCAUGUGUGUUUGUUAAUGAAGAUGAAAGCCUGGUGCCAUGUAACCACCUUGUUUAUCCUUGAUGAAAGGGUAGCAAAUAAAUAAUGGCUUUACUUUGUCUGUGUGUAUUGAUUAUAAAGUUGAUUAAAUACUUUGCAUGCAUAUAAAAUCAGCAUGCAGUUCUCUUUUGUUCCACUCCUUUUUAGUAGUAUUUUUAAACUUAAGUAAUAUCUUAUUGGCUA
Messenger RNA from Trifolium pratense (red clover), 2310 nucleotides. RefSeq names its product protein SIEVE ELEMENT OCCLUSION B-like. Gene Ontology annotation, biological process: phloem development. The coding region runs from base 80 to 2020 and encodes 646 amino acids. The record is from RefSeq and is a predicted model, not a curated record. The transcript is spliced from 7 exons. Lineage: Eukaryota; Viridiplantae; Streptophyta; Magnoliopsida; Fabales; Fabaceae.